Molecule: messenger RNA, 2571 nt
Organism: Salvelinus fontinalis (brook trout)
Lineage: Eukaryota; Metazoa; Chordata; Actinopteri; Salmoniformes; Salmonidae
Product: protocadherin beta-16-like
Exons: 1
Coding region: 1-2556 (851 amino acids)
Biological process (GO): homophilic cell-cell adhesion
Cellular component (GO): plasma membrane
Molecular function (GO): calcium ion binding
Source: RefSeq, a predicted model, not a curated record
AUGGAGUCGCAUUGCCUCGUUCAACGGUGGAGAAGGUACGUAUCGGUCUUUCUUCUUCUCUCUACCACCAUGAACACGUCGUCUGCCGUAACCCAUUAUUCUAUUCCAGAAGAAAUGGAGGAAGGCUCCGUUGUUGCCAAUUUAGCUACUGAUUUGGGACUGGAUGUGAAAACAUUGAAUAGACGCAAGAUGCGAUUGGAUGUUGUCGCCAAUAAAAAAUAUCUGGAGGUUAACAAAGAUACCGGAGAGCUUUACAUUUUACAGAAAAUGGACAGAGAACAUCUUUGCAGCUCUAAAACCAAUUGCUUUCUUAAACUGGACGCUACAAUUGAAAACCCAUUACGAAUGUUUAAUAUUGAGCUAGAAAUCAUGGAUAUCAACGACAAUUCACCUUAUUUUCGAAGAGACGAAAUGCAUUUGGAUAUAUCCGAGUCGACUGCAAUAGGAGAACGCUUAUCUUUGAACAACGCCGUGGAUCCUGACGUCGGCACUAAUUCUGUGAAAACCUACCAUCUAAGAGAAAGUCAUCAUUUUAAUAUAGAAAUUCAGGCCGGACGAGACGGGUCAAAGUUUGCUGAUUUGAUUCUGAAAAAGGCUUUAGACCGAGAGAAGCAGGAGGUUCAUAAUCUAAUACUCACGGCUGUAGACGGUGGAGUCCCCUCACGCACAGGCACAGCCAACAUCAUUGUUCGCGUUCUAGAUACGAAUGACAACGCCCCUCAAUUUGAUAAAGAAAGCUACACCAUCAAUGUGAUGGAAAACGUUCCAAUUGGAAGCCUUGUGGUUACACUGAAUGCAACUGACUUAGAUGAGGGUACCAAUUCGGAAAUAAUAUAUUCAUAUAGCCUCUAUACAUCAGAGAAAACUCAAGCCACUUUCAGUUUGAAUUCUAAUAACGGAGAAAUAACGGUGAAAGAAAUGAUAAAUUAUGAAGACUUCAGGAUUUAUGAUAUGGAAGUCAUAGCAACUGAUAAGGGGACCAACUCUUUGUCAGGUCAGUGUAAAAUAACUAUUCUAGUGACGGAUAUGAAUGACAAUCAUCCUGAAAUAUCAAUCAAAUCAUAUCAAAGUCCUAUAAAGGAGGAUAUAGCAGUAGACACGGUGAUAGCAGUUGUCAGUGUCAGCGAUAAAGAUUCAGGUGAAAAUGGGAUUGUCGAUAUCCAUAUUGCGGAUGAAUUACCUUUUGCACUAAGAGAGUCUUCCGAUAACUAUUAUGAGUUAGUAGUAUCAGAACCUCUAGACCGUGAGAAGGUCCCAGAAUAUGACAUAACUUUUACCGUAACAGACAGGGGUUCCCCUCCGCUAUCUGACAACGAAACGAUUACUUUAGAACUACUAGACGUUAACGACAACGUUCCACAGUUCCCCCAGUCGUUCUACACUAUACCCGUUAUGGAGAAUAACGCGCCUGGGGCCUUGCUAAGUUCCCUCACUGCGUUUGAUCCAGACCUCCAUGAAAACCAGUAUCUAGUUUAUUUCAUCAUAGAAAAGGAGAUAGUGAACACCUCCGUUUCCAUGCUGUUUUCCAUCAAUCCGGAGAAUGGUAAUCUUUACGCACUGAAGACGUUUGACUAUGAGAUAGAGAAGGAGUUCCUUUUCCACAUUGAGGCUAGAGACUCUGGUGUUCCUCCUCUCAGCAGUAAUGUGACUGUCCACAUCAUUAUUGUUGAUCAGAACGACAACACCCCGGUCAUAGUCUCUCCGUGGCGCGUGCACGGCUCCUUGGUGGAGGAAAAGAUUCCCAGAUCCACCGAUAAAGGAUCCCUGGUCUCCAAGGUGAUAGCCAUAGACACGGACUCGGUCCAGAACUCUCGGAUUACAUACCAGUUUCUACAGGUUACUGACGCCACCUUAUUCAGUCUGGACCAAUACAAUGGAGAUAUCCGGACCAUGAGAAUGUUCAGUUACAGAGAUCCGCGUCAUCAACGGCUGGUUGUCAUCGCCAAGGACAACGGGGAACCUGCUCUCUCAGCUACAGUUACCAUCAAGCUGUCAACAGUGGAGACUGCUGUUAAAGCCUACUCUGACAUGACUGAAGUGCCUCUAGAAUAUGACAUAUUUUCAGACUUAAACCUGUAUUUGAUGAUCGGCUUGGGCUCGGUGUCCUUUCUGUUACUGAUCACCAUAUUGGUCACCUGUGUGCUGAAGUGUCAGAAACCGAUGCCCAGCAAAGCGGCUCCUCCCAGUAGGAACAGCGUGAUCAGCGAGAGGAACUCGACCAUCGCAGAUUCCACCCUGGUCUCCAACGAUGCCUACUGGUACAGUCUGUUUCUAGCAGAGACCAGGAAAGGAAAGCUGGUAGUCAGACAGCCUGUGCCAAAGGCGGGCUCCAGAUAUAUUGUGUCCAGUUUACCAAGGAGCACGGGCCUGACAGAGACCAGCGACUCAGCAGCCUCUACUCUGCAGGUAAGAAAUAUCUUCACCUCGGAUUCAACAUCAUUUGCUAUAACUUUGUCAGUGCGUGUUCCCCAGGUAGAUUCUUACUCCAUUUUAUACAACCUUAAAUGUUGGAACUUCUUUGCUCUGAAAUGCAUUGCAUGUUUUCCUUGUUGCUGAUGUAAACGUUUGAAU